Molecule: messenger RNA, 965 nt
Organism: Daphnia carinata
Lineage: Eukaryota; Metazoa; Arthropoda; Branchiopoda; Diplostraca; Daphniidae
Product: 3-oxo-5-alpha-steroid 4-dehydrogenase 1-like
Exons: 5
Coding region: 86-856 (256 amino acids)
Biological process (GO): lipid metabolic process
Cellular component (GO): membrane
Molecular function (GO): oxidoreductase activity, acting on the CH-CH group of donors
Source: RefSeq, a predicted model, not a curated record
UCCCGUAGGUUACAAACAACGCUUCGUAGUCGCUCGUAGAGAUUGCGGUUAUUUGAAUCAGUUUGUGAAUUCAUUUUCUAUUGAAAUGGCUUUCAUGAAGCUGCUGUUCUUGUCCGUAAUCGAUUUCGGAAUCCAGUGGAUUCUUUGGGGGUUGGCAAGUUGGUUAAAAACCGAAAAAUUCUACGAUUUGGCAGGAUCAUCAACGUUUGCCUUGAUCGCCUUCCUGGCGUACAAGAAAUAUUCCACUGGUCACAUUCGGACCAAAAUACAAACAACUGCCAUCCUCCUUUGGGCAGUUCGGUUGGGAUUUUACUUGUUUUCCCGAGUACUGAAAGAGGGACACGACAGGCGGUUCAAAGAUGCCAAAGAGGACCCAUCAGUGUUUUUCGUUUAUUGGACAUUACAAGGAGUCUGGGUGAUUGUGACUUUGCUUCCAUCGUUGCUCGUGGUAAUGCAAAGGAGACAGCCUUCCCUCAGCGCCCUUGAUUGGCUGGGCUGGUUAAUGUGGCUGGUGGGUUUCGUCACCGAAGUUGUGGCAGAUUACCAGAAAAGUCAGUUCCGCAGUAAUCCGGCCAAUGCCGGUAAAUUCAUCAACACGGGGCUGUGGAGCAUAUCUCGUCACCCCAACUAUUUUGGCGAAAUCCUUCUUUGGUGUGGCCUCUUCACUAGUGCCUCCUCCACUUUUACCAAUUGGUGGGAAUAUCUGACAAUUUUAAGCCCAAUGUUCCUGACUUACCUCAUCACGCAAAUGUCUGGUGUUCCACCGUUGGAGAAGUACGGUCUGCAAAAAUGGGGUUUGCUUCCCGAAUACCGGGCAUAUCUGAAGAACACCCCAGUAUUGGUCCCGUAUCUAUAAUUAAACUCUACUUAAAGAACCUUCAUUCCCUCUUGCUGAGAAAAAAGAUUGUAUGUGAGAGAAGUCUUAUUUUCAAAUUCUGUUGAUCAAUAUAUUGAUGUAACGGUUA